This is a messenger RNA of Lycium barbarum (goji berry), 309 nucleotides long. RefSeq lists its product as uncharacterized. The transcript has a single exon. Lineage: Eukaryota; Viridiplantae; Streptophyta; Magnoliopsida; Solanales; Solanaceae. Bases 1 to 309 code for a protein of 102 amino acids. The record is from RefSeq and is a predicted model, not a curated record.
AUGGUUAGGGAGAAGUUUCUAUUAAAGGUUUCGCCCACGAAAGGUGUGAUGAGAUUUGGAAAGAAAGGCAAGCUUAGCCCUAGGUUUAUUGGUCAAUUUGAGAUCCUUCAUCGUGUGGGAGAGGUAGCUUAUGAGUUGGCAUUACCUCCAGGUUUGUCGGGUGUGCACCCGGUGUUUCAUGUGUCCAUGUUAAAGAAAUACCAUUCGAACGGUUCUUAUAUCACUCAGUGGGAUUCAGUUCUAUUUGAUCAGAAUUUGUCUUAUGAGGAGGAGUCGAUAGCCAUCUUUGAUAAAGAGGUCGAAAGUUGA